Meloidogyne enterolobii is the source of this 1108-nucleotide messenger RNA. Lineage: Eukaryota; Metazoa; Nematoda; Chromadorea; Rhabditida; Meloidogynidae. The record is from the annotation of a GenBank genome assembly.
UAAAAAUAUUUUUUUAUUUAUCCAAUUUUAUUUAUUUUUUUUCUUCUCCUUCCAGCAGUCAACCAACCCUCUCCCUAAAUUUUUUUCCCAUACAGGCCAAUCAUUGAGAAAAAUAAAAGAGUACGUUAGUGUAGUAAAAGUUUUUCGGGGGUAAGUGAGUAAAAUGGGUGGUAAUUUUGGGUGGGUUUCUGUGUUUUUCGGCAAUUUUUGGCAAUUUUUAGAGCUCAAAAAAAUUUUUAGGGCUCAAAAAUUUAUAAAAAAAAUCAGAAAUUUUUUUUAAAUUUUUAAUUAAAAUUUUUUAAAUUUUUGGCGCACAGCUAAAAAUUAUUUAGAGUAGCAACAACACAAAAUAUAUUAAUUUUAUAUCGUGUGAGUGCACAUUCAUUACAUUUUUUUUCUGUGUGUUAAGAAUGAGGGGGAAGUUGGGUAAUUUUGAAAGAGGAGUUAAUUUUGGGGGUUUUUGUGCGGAGGUAAAAAAAAUUUUUUUUUGUUUGAUUAUUUUUGUGAACACUCAGAAACCAAAUAUUUUUAUAGUUCUAGUGUAGUCAAUAAAGGGUAUGACUAGGUGAGUAUACGAGAUUUUCAAUCCAGUGUCAUCCUUCAUCUUAUCCUUCUAUUCUGUGACGAAAUGAAACUUUUUUGGGGUCUGACCCAAAUGAACAAUUUUAUACCUUGUGGCCAAAUAUAUGAAUUUAUUUAGUAAAAAAAGCAAAAAAGGAACAACACCAACAACAACAAAUGAAUUAUUUAAAACUGGAGGAAUUCAAUUAUUCAAACUUCCGCUUGCACAAGCUGUUAAAAACAACCCCUCUUUUGAUGGAGUUCCUGUGCCUGCUUUAAUCAGAGAAUGUUUGGAUUAUAUUGCUUUUUACGGUUUGUUUAAUUUUUUUUGGGGAGAUUUUUUGAAAAAUUUUUUUUUGGGAAACUGGGACAGUUUUAGGGAAUUUUUUUUAAAAUUUUCUGGAAAGUAGGACAUUUUGGGAGGUAUUUUCUGCAUAUUCUCAUACAAAUCAAGAUUGGAUUUUCGGGAAUUUUUUUUUGAAAUUUUAUGGGGUUUUUUGAAAUUUUUUUUCAAAUUUUGUUUUUCUCUCGCAUUUAUUCCCCAAUU